Messenger RNA from Entelurus aequoreus (snake pipefish), 1067 nucleotides. Its product is annotated as glucose-6-phosphatase 3-like. The transcript has 6 exons. Gene Ontology annotation, cellular component: membrane. Gene Ontology annotation, molecular function: glucose-6-phosphatase activity. Lineage: Eukaryota; Metazoa; Chordata; Actinopteri; Syngnathiformes; Syngnathidae. Gene Ontology annotation, biological process: gluconeogenesis; glucose 6-phosphate metabolic process. The record is from RefSeq and is a predicted model, not a curated record. Bases 16 to 1065 code for a protein of 349 amino acids.
CACACGCACGCAGGGAUGAUGGAGCGCAUCCACACGGUGGGAAUAUGGAUGGCGGAGAGUCUCCAGCGGGAAACGGGAAGCUUGGAGGGCCUGUGGUUGUUCGCCACCCACGCCGGGAACCCCAAGGCGGCCUUCCUGCUGCUCUUCCCCCUCGCCGACUUCUUCAGCCGGCGAGCCGGCGUGGCGGUGCUGUGGGUCGGCGCCCUGGCGGACUGGCUCAACCUGACGCUCAAAUGGGUGAUGUUCGGAGAAAGGCCGUAUUGGUGGAUCGGCGAGUCCCGAGUCUUCCUGGCCGAGCAGCCCCAAGUCCAGCAGUUCUCGGCCACCUGUGAAAAUGGCGCCGGAAGUCCCUCGGGGCACGCCAUGGCGACGGCGGCAGUGGGGUGGGUGGUGGCGUCCUCGCUGGCCUCCUUCCUGUCCCGCCGUACCCGCAGCUGGCCUCUGACCCGGGCUCCUUACCUGCUCUAUGCCGCCUUCCUGCUCGCCGUCUGCCUUUCCAGAGUCUUCCUUCUGGCCCACUUCCCGCACCAGGUGCUCUCUGGGGCCCUCGUAGGUCUUUUGGUGGGGAGCCUUCUGAACCGCAGGGUGCCAGAAGGCCGACGCCUCUUUUUCUUCGUCAGCCUCAGCGCCGCUUUGAUGGGCGGCGCCCUGAUGCUGUACGCCGGUCUGCAGCAGAUGGGGGUCGACCUCUCCUGGUCUUUAAGUUUGGCUCACAAGUGGUGCCAGCGUGCCGACUGGGUCCGCCCCGACAUGUCCUCCUUCACGUCUCUGACCCGGGACUGCGGGACCCUCCUGGGCCUGGGCCUGGCCGAGUACUGGAAGCCCGGCGGCUGGUCUCUGCCCCGGACCUGGCGGGCCUUGUCCCUGGCCCUGUCCUCCGCCGGCUUGUACCUGGUCCACCGCCUGCCCACACCCGUGCGACCGCCGGCGCUCUUCUACUCGCUGGUCUUCGUCAAGUUCGCCCUGGUUCCUCAGAUAGUGAUGGCGCUGGUGCCGGGUCUGGUGCACCUUGUGACGCUGGUGCCGGGUCUGGUGCACCUUGUGAUGCGCCGGAAGAGAGACUAGUC